AACCUGAAUGCUCCAUCGGCUGCGGAGACUGCCCCGGAGCUGUGCCCAGACCCUUCCUAUUCACGGAGGGAAGUGGAAGACAGCGCUGCCUGGCUGGCAAUUUACAGAGGCUCAGAAAAAAGAUGAACUGGCCCCAUUCCUGCAUCUCCUUUUGUUGGAUUUGCUUUGCUGCCUCCAGACUGGGAGUCGUAGGAGCAGCAGAUGGGAGAUACGCUCAGAAGUUAUUCAAUGACCUUUUCGAAGAUUAUUCCAAUGCUCUUCGUCCAGUAGAAGACACAGACAAGGUCCUGAAUGUCACGCUGCAGAUUACACUCUCCCAGAUUAAGGACAUGGAUGAAAGGAACCAAAUUCUGACCGCCUACUUAUGGAUCCGCCAAACCUGGCAUGACGCCUAUCUCACGUGGGAUCGAGACCAGUAUGACGGCCUGGACUCCAUCAGGAUCCCCAGCGACCUGGUGUGGAGGCCGGACAUUGUCCUGUACAACAAGGCUGACGAUGAAUCUUCCGAGCCUGUGAACACCAAUGUGGUCCUGCGGUAUGAUGGGCUGAUCACCUGGGACGCACCAGCCAUCACCAAAAGCUCCUGUGUGGUGGACGUCACCUACUUCCCCUUUGACAACCAGCAGUGCAACCUGACCUUUGGUUCCUGGACCUACAAUGGCAAUCAGGUGGACAUAUUCAACGCCCUGGACAGUGGAGACCUCUCCGACUUCAUUGAAGAUGUGGAGUGGGAGGUGCAUGGCAUGCCUGCGGUGAAGAACGUGAUCUCCUAUGGCUGCUGCUCUGAGCCUUACCCCGAUGUGACAUUCACUCUCCUUCUGAAGAGGAGGUCCUCCUUCUAUAUCGUCAACCUCCUCAUCCCCUGCGUCCUCAUCUCUUUUCUGGCUCCCUUGAGUUUUUAUCUCCCUGCAGCCUCUGGGGAAAAGGUCUCCCUGGGAGUGACCAUCCUGUUGGCCAUGACUGUAUUUCAGCUCAUGGUGGCGGAGAUCAUGCCGGCCUCAGAAAACGUCCCUCUGAUAGGCAAAUACUACAUAGCCACGAUGGCCUUGAUCACAGCCUCCACUGCCUUGACCAUUAUGGUGAUGAAUAUCCACUUCUGUGGGGCUGAGGCCCGGCCAGUGCCACACUGGGCCAGGGUGGUUAUACUGAAAUACAUGUCCAGGAUCUUGUUCGUCUACGACGUGGGUGAGAGUUGCCUUAGCCCCCGCCACGACAGGGAGCGGGGCCGCCUCACAAAGGUUUAUGGCAAACUUCCAGAGGCUAAUCUGAAAACAGCCAGGAACAAAGACCUUCCCAGAAAGAAGGAAAUGAACAAACUCUUAAAGAAUGACUUGGGGUGCCAAGGUGAGACCCAGCGGGAUGCUGACGAUUACUGUGCACGGUACAAAGUGCUGACAAGGAAUAUCGAAUACAUUGCCAAGUGCCUCAAAGACCACAAGGCCACCAAUUCCAAGGGGAGUGAAUGGAAGAAGGUUGCGAAAGUCAUAGAUCGAUUCUUCAUGUGGAUUUUUUUCAUUAUGGUGUUUGUGAUGACUGUUUUGAUCAUAGCAAGAGCAGAUUAAUGAGCACUUGGUAUGUGGGGAUAAAGUAAUAGAAUUCUCUGUGAUCUACAAUAAUAAUUCCUCCAAGUCUUCUCUAUUUUAAUUACAGAAGUACUUUUACCAGUUAAGUUGCAUUUGGCUGCAAAUAACAGAAAACCCAAUGAACCAUAACUUAAAUAGAAACUACUCAUCUACACAAAAAUAAAUCCACAGUUACGAAGUUCAA
Molecule: messenger RNA, 1767 nt
Organism: Myotis lucifugus (little brown bat)
Lineage: Eukaryota; Metazoa; Chordata; Mammalia; Chiroptera; Vespertilionidae
Gene: CHRNA9
Product: cholinergic receptor nicotinic alpha 9 subunit
Exons: 5
Coding region: 123-1562 (479 amino acids)
Biological process (GO): monoatomic ion transmembrane transport; nervous system process; chemical synaptic transmission
Cellular component (GO): neuron projection; synapse; postsynaptic membrane
Molecular function (GO): transmembrane signaling receptor activity; acetylcholine-gated monoatomic cation-selective channel activity
Source: RefSeq, a predicted model, not a curated record